Abrus precatorius (Indian licorice) is the source of this 918-nucleotide messenger RNA. RefSeq lists its product as uncharacterized. NCBI's taxonomy places the organism in Eukaryota, Viridiplantae, Streptophyta, Magnoliopsida, Fabales, Fabaceae. The record is from RefSeq and is a predicted model, not a curated record. Bases 1 to 918 code for a protein of 305 amino acids. The transcript is spliced from 3 exons.
AUGUUUAUGAGGUCCAUUGAUAGAUCUAAUUUUGUGAAGAAUGAUAAAAAUUUAUUUGAGAUGCUUGAUACUCUUAUGGAGGAGAUUGGAGAAGAUAAAGUUGUGCAAGUCAUAACGAAUAAUGGGAACAAUUAUAUUUUGGCUGCUCAUUACACAGAUCUUAUGCUUGAAGAUAUUAGAAAGCUUCUCUUGAUAAAGGAGACAAUUCAAAGGGAAAUAUUCUAUUGUUGGCUUUAUCUACAGUCAUUCAAGUACCUUGACUUUGUUGAGAAAUUUUACAAACAAGAUGCAGUUACUAGAUUUGCAACUUCUUUUCUAUCAUUAGAAAAGCUUCAUCAAGAAAAAGCAAAUCUUAGAAAGAUGUUUACUUCUGAAGAGUGGUGUAAAAACAAGUUGUCAAAGGAAGUUAAAGAGAAGCAAGAAACAAAAAUUCUAUUAAAUCCUGUAUUUUGGAAUAAUGUGGUAUAUACUUUGAAAAUCAUGACUACUCUUGUUCGGGUAUUACAUUUGGUUGAUGGGGAAAGAAGACCAGCCAUGAGAUAUAUUUAUGAAGCAAUGGAGAAAGGUAAAGAAGCUAUUAUGAAGUCAUUCAAAAAUAAUAAAAGCAAAUACAAAGAUGUGUUUGCAAUCAUCGAUAAUAGAUGGACUUGUCAGCUUCACCGUCUAUUACAUGCAGCUGGUCACAUUUUGAACUUAAAGUUAUAUUAUGACAACCCUCAAAUAGAAUUUGAUUUGGAAGGUACAAAUGGGUUGUAUGAUUGUAUCAAGAGGUUGGUGCCAAGUCGGGAUGUGCAACAAAACAUACUACUUGAAUCACCAAUUUAUAAGAGUGGCGGUGGUCCCUUUGGGUCCGACUUUGCAAAAUCACAAAGAAAAGUAUUACUUUUGCUUAAUAGUGGAGAAUAUAUAGACAUUUAG